CUUGAGAUACUAACGGAGGUUUGCCUCUUGGUGGCGUCUGAGUCCUUCUUGAGGAAAAUCUGUCUAAUACAAAUUAACCGAAAUCACAAAUUAAAGCGGAACGGAAGAUAACGACACUAUUUUUCUGUUUAGAUUUAAAGAACGCAUUAUUGUUAACCCACUCAGAUAACGCAAAUCAGUAAACUUUGACUUGUUGAUAGUGCCAGUGAAUAAUUUCGUAGUGCGCGCUGUCCCACCAAGGAAAUCAUGACUAAGGACCCAUUCGACUAUGGCGACGUGAUCCGCGUUUGGUUGUGAAGGAAAUUACUGCCAUGACUCUGUUACUGAAGGUAUUACUAGUAAUUGGAGCAGGAACUGUACGAUCCAGAGAGUGCAAUUACAAACCCGAAGACACAAUCUCAUGUAAAAACAUUAGUUCCCUAACGCAACUUAGGGAAGCAGUUCAAGACUGCGUUACCUUCGAGUUGGUCGAGAUGGAAAACUUUGGCACCUUGGAGAUCGAGAGUAGCAAGAUUGAUUUUUUGGGCCCAAAUGCCCUCCAAGGUUUCCAGCAUGUGAGGACCUUAAGAUUUCUGUUUAGUAACAUAACGGGCAUCUCUUACAACAGUUUUAGACAUUCGAGCGGUUUGGAAGAACUCCAAAUUUCCUCGAGUACAUUGGAAAACGUUGAGGAAGGUGCGUUUGAAGAAAUGGGCGACUUGGUGAGGUUUCGGAUAAUUGAUACGGAAGUGAAGCGACUGCCGAAGGAGUGGUUAACUUACAUGCCGGCUCUCAAAGAGGUAUGCUUGAACAGUACCAACCUCAAGGAAAUUGAGGAGGGUGCCUUUGAUACCGCAACAGGUCUCCUACAUGUCGCCUUGUCUAGAAAUAGGCUGACCAAUUUGCCAAAGAAUCUACUUGUAAAGUCACCCAGCCUUGAAGCCGUGUGGCUCGAUUACAAUUCCUUGGAGCACUUACACGAGGACGCUUUCGAUGGAUUGACAAAGGUCAAAAUCCUCCACCUGGAGAACAACUGUUUGGAAAACCUUCCUCCUCGAGUCUUUGGACACUUGAGCUCCCUCUACGAGCUGCACCUACAAAAUAACGACCUAGAAGAGCUGACCGAGGGAGUUUUCUCCGAGUUGAAGACCCUCAAGUCUCUUAAUCUCUCGAGCAACUACUUGACCGAGUUACCGAACGUUCUCUUCGAGAACUUGAAGAUGCUCGAGUGGAUCGAUCUAACCGAAAACCAUCUCAGAAGCUUAGACGCGGGUUUAUUAAAAAACCUGUCAAAUCUCAAGUACAUCGGUUUGGCCCGCAAUCAGCUGUCCUCAAUACCCGACGGCCUCCUCGGCAACAAACCCGGCCUUUCCGUUCUGGAGUUCAUGUCGAAUAAAAUUGAAAACAUCACGCUCGCAACUCUCAAGGGGUUAAGCCAGCUCAGGGUGCUCAGGUUGGACUCGAACAAGGUGAAGAAGCUCUCAGCCUCCUCGUUUAAAGACACGAAAGCCCUCGUCCACUUGAACCUCAACCGAAACAAGAUUAAGACGCUCCCUUCGACGAUCUUCUCCCGAACGGUCGCCUUGGAAACGUUAAGCUUGGAGGACAACAAGCUAACCACGCUAGAGGCGGGGAUCUUCGACAAGCUGGCCAAUUUGAGCCGGCUGGAGUUGGGCAGAAACCGAAUCAAGACCAUCGAGCCGCACACUUUCAAGAAUUUAGGAAAGCUCACCUCCUUAGGCGUUACCAGUAACAAGCUGCGAAACCUCACCGCGAAGAUGUUCGACGGAUUAACCUCCCUCGUCCAAUUCUCCAUGGCCCGGAACGAGAUCGACAGCAUCGACUGCGAAACCUUCAAAGACCUCUCGCCUUUACACUUUUUGCGUUUGGGGGACAUCGAUUUGACCCACUUUGAGCCCGGCUGCUUCUCGCCCUUAACAAACCUUCGCAGUUUCACGGCGAAGAGGUCAAAGCUGAAGUACUUGAAGAAAGGUAAUUUUCUCGGCCUGUCCCGGUUGAGAUCCCUGUAUUUGACGCAGAACCAAAUCAAGGAGGUGGAGGAGUGGACGUUUGAGGGCCUCUCGAGCUUGCAAACGCUCUCCCUAUCCCGAAACCGCCUAGUGAGCCUCAAAGCUGAGAUGUUUCUGGGCUUAAGCAGACUUGAUAUGCUAAUUCUGGACGAUAAUAGAAUUACGACCGUCGAGCCCUUUGCGUCACUGGCAACGUUGCGAUUCCUCUACCUAAACUCAAAUCGGCUGUUCAAGCUGAAAGGCGACGAGUUCGCUAAACUGGCCGGCUUGAGGAUCUUAGAACUGGGGGACAACGAUCUCAGAAGCUUACCGUCGGACAUCUUCCGGUCCGUGGAGUCACUAACAGCCUUAAACCUCAAAGGAAACAAACUGAGGAUACUCCAGAAGGGUUCAAUUCCGACGAUCUCCCAAUUGAGAUACCUCAACCUGGAAGGGAAUAACAUCACCGAGAUCCGACCGGGCACGUUCGACAACUUGAGCUCGCUCCAGGAGCUGAAUUUGGCAAAUAACACCUUGACGAACAUCACCUUGGAGACGUUCCGGGGACUUAUCAACAUGAGACUGCUAGACCUCGAGCACAACGCCGUCAUUUAUCUAGAUCUGGCUGCUUUGGGGAAUCUUACCGGUUUGAAAGAGGUGCGUUUGGGUGGAAAUACGGUGGAUCCAAAAGUGGUAGAGACUAUAAGUAAAAAAUACACGAAGACUCACAAGUUUCAUUUUGGUGCAACCGUCGUGUUGUAAAUUGUGUGCAAAAGAAUUCGCGAUGGUGGAAUAAUUAAUAACACAGGUCCCACAGUGGUUCCUUGCGGCACUCCACUCUCAAUAAACUGUCAUU
Messenger RNA from Photinus pyralis (common eastern firefly), 2844 nucleotides. Its product is annotated as protein artichoke-like. The coding region runs from base 312 to 2750 and encodes 812 amino acids. Lineage: Eukaryota; Metazoa; Arthropoda; Insecta; Coleoptera; Lampyridae. The transcript has a single exon. Gene Ontology annotation, molecular function: protein binding. Gene Ontology annotation, cellular component: extracellular matrix. The record is from RefSeq and is a predicted model, not a curated record.